Molecule: messenger RNA, 957 nt
Organism: Rotaria socialis
Lineage: Eukaryota; Metazoa; Rotifera; Eurotatoria; Philodinida; Philodinidae
Source: the annotation of a GenBank genome assembly
AUGUUACGUUUACUUGCUCGUAUGCCAACAAUGCGUUUGGCUUCAUCAGUACCGCUUCAAAUGUUGAAGCGAACACAAUCGAUUGCUGUUAAUCAACGAGCAGCAAAUAGACAACAACAAGCACUGAUUCGAGGAGGAAUAGCUUUUGUAGCUGUCGGCAGUGCUGGAUAUUUACUUAAUAAAGUUCUUAAUACUCCAGUUGGUGUUGUACCCGGUACUAUAACAACAUCGAAACAAAUGACUUUUGCUGAUGCCGUUGAAGCUAACCGACCAUUUUCUCCUGUUGUUAAAGAACACUUACGUUCAACUUAUGCUCACUUUGCAGGUGGUCUUGGAAUGACAGGUACUUUUGCUUAUAUUUUUCAUCGAACUGGAUGGUCAGCAAGAAUAAUGAUGAUGAAUAGAUGGGCGUAUCUUGGUAUAUCUCUUGUUGGUACCAUCGGAGCUUUAUAUGCAACAAAAUCAAUUAAUGAUCGAGAAAACCCUGGACUUAAAUAUGGCACAUGGGGAAUUUUUAAUGCUGCUAUGGGUCUUUCAUUAGCACCUAUUUAUUUUAUGCAACCAGCUUUAAUUGCUCGAGCUGCCCUUAUGACCACAGGCAUUGUGGGCUCGAUUAGUGCCGUUGGCAUGACUGCAAAACGGGAACAAUAUUUAUGGUUGGGAGCUCCAUUAAUGGCUGGCCUUGUUGCUGUUUGUCUUGCUUCUAUUGGAUCUGUAGCUCUACCAGCUACAGCUAUUCGUACUUUAUCUAUGUUAGAAAAUGUUUCACUCUAUGGUGGACUUGCUGUUUUUUCUGGUUUAGUAUUAUGGGAUACUCAAAAGAUUAUUGCACAUGCCGAACAUGCUCGUUACACAGGGCAAUUAUCACCCAUUAAUGAUGCCAUUGGAAUAUAUCUUGAUUUUAUUAAUAUUUUCAUCAGAAUGCUUGCAAUUCUGAAUGGUCGACAACGAAAAUAA